Molecule: messenger RNA, 1737 nt
Organism: Dichotomopilus funicola
Lineage: Eukaryota; Fungi; Ascomycota; Sordariomycetes; Sordariales; Chaetomiaceae
Exons: 4
Coding region: 1-1737 (578 amino acids)
Biological process (GO): actin filament organization; endocytosis
Cellular component (GO): endosome; plasma membrane; clathrin vesicle coat
Molecular function (GO): phospholipid binding; clathrin binding
Source: RefSeq, a predicted model, not a curated record
AUGUCGAAAGUCAUUCGUAGUGUCAAGAAUGUCACUAAGGGCUAUUCCAAUGUCCAGAUCAAAGUGCGCGAUGCGACAAGCAAUGAUCCAUGGGGCCCGACGGGGACGCAGAUGAGCGAGGUCGCUCAGAUGACCUUUAACUCAUCAACCGAGUUCUACGAGAUUAUGGAUAUGAUCGAUAAACGUCUCAACGACAAGGGCAAGAACUGGCGGCACGUGUUGAAGGCGCUCAAAGUUCUCGACUACUGCUUGCACGAAGGGUCGGAACUGGUCGUCACUUGGUCCAAGCAAAACAUAUUCAUCAUCAAGACGCUGCGCGAGUUCCAAUACAUCGAUGAGGAUGGUAGAGACGUUGGUCAGAAUGUUCGUGUUGCGGCAAAGGAACUCACCUCCUUGAUUCUGGACGAGGAGAGGCUGCGAGCCGAACGAACCGAUAGGAAGUCGUGGAAGUCGCGUGUCAAUGGUUUGGAGGAAUUCGCGCCUCAACAGAGCCAUGGUGGCCGAGCGGAACAGUCACGGCAGCGCAACCGGCCGCAGAACGAAGAAGAGGACGCAGAGUACCGACUAGCCAUUGAAGCUAGCAAGCACCAAGAGGAAGAAGACAGGAAAAAACGGGAGAGCCGGGCGGCCGACAUCGACGACGACGACUUGGCAAAGGCCAUUAAGCUCAGCCAAGAGGAGGAAGAGAGGCGUCGGCGGGAGCUUGAGGAGAGCAACGCGAGCGUUCUGUUCGACACGAGCGAACCUUCUCAGACCAGCCAGCCCCAGUUCACCGGUUUCAACCAGGGCUACCAGCAAGGAAGCGCGGUCGAUUUCUUUGCGAACCCGAUCGAUCAGAGCCAGAUGCAAGCGCAGCCAACGGGCUACGUGAACAAUGCUUAUACGGGUUUCCAGGCGCAACCGACCGGCUACCCGAACGGCUAUAGCAACGGAUUUGGCCAACCACAAGGAGCCUUCGAUCCAUUCGGCCAGCAGCAGCAACAGCAGCCCCAGAUCCAGCAAACCUUCCAACCCCAACCUACUGGCUACAAUCCUUACCUUCAGCAGCAGCAACAGCAACCACAACAGUUCCUCCAGCCUCAGGCCCAGGAGCCGGGUCUGCAACCCGGUAGUAACAACCCCUGGGCCAGCAACAACAGCAGCCCGCAGUCGCUCAAGCCCACGCCAACUGGCUCCAACAACCCCUUCGCCCAACGCCCAUCGACGGGAUACAAGCCCCAAUCAGCAAACCCGCUCGGCAGCCUCCCAGAGCAAAAGACGCUCGCUACCUUCCAACCCCAGCAACAGCAGUCCUCCUCCCCCUUCGGCGGCAAUUUCCAACAACAGCCCCAACCGCAGCAACAACAACCUCAACAGCAGCAACAACCGCAAAAAGAAAUGUCCGAGCACGAAGCCCGCCUCAACGCCCUCCUCGCUACUGGCGAUGGUCUCGACACCUUCGGCAACACCGGCAACCUGCGUAUCCCCGCCCAGCACACCGCCCCAGGCGUGUUUGUCAACAGCGCCGGCGCCAACCUCAACCGCAUCAACGCCGAUGCCACCGGCAAUAACCCCUUCCUGCGGCAGCAGUUCACCGGUAUGCCGUCUGUCUCAUACCCGCAGCAGCAACAGCAGGGCGGCCAACAAUUGCCCGCUGCGACAGGCCCAGCUGGGGUGAACAACCCGUUUGCGGCGAGGGGUGGGGGUGCUGGACAGCAGCAGCAGCAGGGAGGUCAGGGGGAUUUGAUUCAGUUUUAA